AUGUCUGACCUAUUGCCAAUGGCUACUUACAGCCUAAAUGUUGAACCAUACACCCCAACCCCUGCUAUUGAUGUUGCAACCCCAGUUACCGUGCGUAUCACUUUGGUUGCUAUAGACCCAGAAUCAAUGGACGAUGAAAAGAAACCAUCUACCUUGAGAAUUAUCAGAAGAAACCCAAACUUUGAUGAUGAGGAUGACGACAUUCUAGGUGACUACAACGAAGAGGAGCUAGAGCACUCCGACGAGGAAGACGAGGACGAAGAAGAGGAAGAGGAAGCUGACGCUAAGGAUGAAGACGAUGACGAAGGUGAAGAUGAAGACGAUGACGACGAAGACGAAGACGAAGACGAAGACGAAGACGAUGAUGAAUUUGAAGAGUUUGUUCUUGCUACUUUGUCCCCAGAGUCCCAAUACCAACAGACCUUGGACUUGGUUAUCUCCCCUGAAGAAGAAGUCCAGUUUGUUGUCACUGGAUCAUACCGUGUCUCUUUGUCAGGUAACUACGUUAAGCACCCAUUUGACGACCCAGAGCUUUACGACGACGAGGAAGAUGACGAGGACUACUAUGACGAAGAGGACUCCGAGGUUGACGAAGAGGACUUGUUGGACGUCGAAGAGGCUAGCGAUGUAGAAGCCAAGAUUGAAGAACUAGUCGAAAAGGACACCGCUAAGAAGGAAAAGAGAAAGCUCGCAGCCUCUGCCGAAGAAUCCAAGUCUAAGAAGGCCAAGAAAGAGCCAGUCGAACAACCAAAGAAGGAGAAGAAAGACAAGAAGAAGCAAAAGAAAGAAGACUCCACCGAAAAGAAGGUCGAGUUCAAGAAGGACCUAGAAGAGGGCCCAUCAAAAAAGAAGGAAACAAAGGGAAAGCCAAAGACCAGCGUUUUGGAAGGCGGAAUCGUCAUUGAAGACCGUGUUACCGGUUCAGGUAAAGCCGCUAAGAAGGGCUCUAAGGUCGGCAUGAGAUACAUUGGUAAGUUGAAGAACGGCAAGGUCUUCGACAAGAACACCAGCGGUAAGCCAUUUGUCUUCAAGUUGGGUCACGGUGAAGUCAUUAAGGGAUGGGAUAUCGGUGUUGCCGGUAUGUCCGUCGGUGGUGAGCGUAGAAUUGUCAUUCCAGCUGCCUACGCCUACGGUAAUCAAGCAUUGCCAGGUAUUCCAGCAAACUCCGAAUUGACCUUUGACGUCAAAUUGGUUUCAAUGAAAUAG
Messenger RNA from Eremothecium sinecaudum, 1206 nucleotides. It is a transcript of the gene FPR3, whose product is annotated as peptidylprolyl isomerase FPR3. The transcript has a single exon. Gene Ontology annotation, molecular function: macrolide binding; peptidyl-prolyl cis-trans isomerase activity. The coding region runs from base 1 to 1206 and encodes 401 amino acids. NCBI's taxonomy places the organism in Eukaryota, Fungi, Ascomycota, Saccharomycetes, Saccharomycetales, Saccharomycetaceae. Gene Ontology annotation, cellular component: nucleolus; chromatin. The record is from RefSeq and is a predicted model, not a curated record.